Pomacea canaliculata is the source of this 693-nucleotide messenger RNA. RefSeq lists its product as uncharacterized. The record is from RefSeq and is a predicted model, not a curated record. Lineage: Eukaryota; Metazoa; Mollusca; Gastropoda; Architaenioglossa; Ampullariidae. The transcript is spliced from 2 exons. The coding region runs from base 36 to 464 and encodes 142 amino acids. Gene Ontology annotation, molecular function: protein binding.
GAUUCACUCACCUGUGUUUAAGGCCAUGUUUACAGAUGACUUCCAGGAAAAAAGACUUAAAAGAGAUCCCACUUGAAACCAGAAACUACGAUGCCAUGGUAAAUCUCUUGGAGCAAAUCUACCCUGGGCGAGGAUUUGAGUUAAUGAAAGACAACACCAUUGAGGACCUCCUUGAGCUGGCAGAUAAAUAUCAAGUAGAACAGGUGUUUACAAACUGUAAGGCGUACAUUGAAAUGAUGAUGGAAUAUCAACCCCCCAUUAACAAAACUCUAUUGUAUCUCAAGAUAGUGGAACAGUAUGGCCACUGCAAGCAACUACAUUCAUUGAGAGAGAGACUGGUUAAGAGUGCAAGUCUCAUACCAUCCAAUAGGAUAAAAAGGAGUAGGCACUACUCUUCUCUGCCUCCUACAGCCCAGAGAGAUGUUUUCUUCCGUCGUCUUCAGGAGCUGGAAAAAAUAACGUGAAAUCGUGAAAGAUUUAAUUAAAACACAGUAAGAAACUUACCAUUUAUAACCUCUUAUUUGUGUUUAUAUCAACCUUACUAGUGUUUAUAUUUACAUUUCUUACACUGUAACUGCAUUCACACAUUCAACUAGAACUGAUUCUGUGUGAUUUUCUAAUAAGCUUCCCUUUUGUAUAUUUUUGAUAUAAAUAUUUCACUACAGUGUUGAGUGCAUACUGGCAAAAACUGAU